Messenger RNA from Cucumis melo (muskmelon), 732 nucleotides. Its product is annotated as thioredoxin H-type. The transcript is spliced from 3 exons. The record is from RefSeq and is a predicted model, not a curated record. Bases 84 to 455 code for a protein of 123 amino acids. NCBI's taxonomy places the organism in Eukaryota, Viridiplantae, Streptophyta, Magnoliopsida, Cucurbitales, Cucurbitaceae.
UUGGGGUUGUCGUUCUUUUUGUUUGUUUUUUUUUUUUUUUUUCAAAGAAUCGUAAAGAAUUUUGUGGAGACAGAAACGAGCAAAUGGCAGCAGCUGCAGAAGCAAUAACAGAGGGACGAGUCAUCCAUUGUACCACUAUUGAUUCAUGGGAGCACCAAAUUCAGAAGGGCAAUGCCUCUCAACAAUUGAUAGUUGUGGAUUUCACUGCAUCAUGGUGCGGUCCAUGUCGGUUCAUUGCACCUUUCCUAGACGAGCUUGCUAAAAAAUUUCCCAAUGUCACAUUUCUGAAGGUUGAUGUAGAUGAACUGGAGUCGGUGGCUAAAGAUUGGGGGGUGGAGGCAAUGCCUACUUUUAUGUUCCUGAAAGAGGGAAGAAUUGUGGACAAAGUAGUUGGAGCUAAGAAGGAAGAACUGCAACAGACUGUAUUGAAGCACUUGGCUACUGCUUCUGCCUGAUUUUCCACAACAAAUUGGGCUCUGAAGUAGAGAGAUUAAAAAUAACCUUUAUUACACUGGAAAUGCUAUAAUUUUCUUCUAUACUUGAUUACCAACUUAUAUCCGCUCGUUUUGUUGCUAGAACAUGGUAUAUUCUCCCUUCUGAAGUGGUUUAUAUUGUUUGUCUUUUCUUCUUUCUUUUGAGUUGGAAAAACAAUGUUAUUGUUGUAUUAGUAGAAUUGGGAUUUGGGAAUCUGAUAUUUGAUUUCCUCCAUAAGGAAAAGAAACCGAUUCUUUA